Molecule: messenger RNA, 537 nt
Organism: Iphiclides podalirius (scarce swallowtail)
Lineage: Eukaryota; Metazoa; Arthropoda; Insecta; Lepidoptera; Papilionidae
Source: the annotation of a GenBank genome assembly
AUGGGAUUAUUAAUUUCGAAAAUUUGGAGUUUGUUUGGAAAUGAGGAGCAUAAGUUAGUUCUGGUGGGUUUAGACAAUGCUGGCAAGACUACAAUCCUUUAUCAAUUGCUGCUUGGUGAGGCCGUCCAUACAAGACCAACCAUUGGUUCAAAUGUUGAAGAGGUAGUAUGGAGGAAUCUCCGCUUUGUCAUGUGGGACCUCGGAGGGCAGCAAAGCCUGCGCUCUGCUUGGAACACUUAUUAUACAAACAGUGAAUUUGUGAUCAUGGUAAUUGAUUCAACGGAUCGACAAAGAUUGAGCAUUAGCAGAGCCGAGUUACACCAAAUGCUGUCACAUGAAGAGCUGAGUAAAGCUUGCUUAUUGGUUUUUGCAAACAAGCAGGAUGUGAAAGGAUCAAUGACGGCUGCAGAAAUAUCAGAACAACUAGAUUUGACAUCAAUCAAACAACAUCCAUGGCACAUACAAGCUUGUUGUGCUCUUACUGGAGAAGGAUUGCACCUUGGAUUAGAAUGGAUUGCCAGCAGAAUAAAGAAGAAA